AUGUCUCAGAGACAAGUUCGUUUUGCCACUCCAGUCUCUUCGGAGGCUGGCGACUUGUUCUCUCCAGAUGCUGGCAACAUAUGGACCAGCGUCUUUUACAAUUCCAAUCCCACUCAAUGUCAUGGUAGUGUAUCCACUGAUUCCCCAGUAGAGGCACGCCCCGCAUUGCAGGAGGACCCCAUAGAUUGGUGGGGCACAUAUGUCCCCUUAGAGUCUUCACCUUAUAAACCCCUAUCGGGAAUGACUAACAUUUCCUUGGCAGUAUAUAAGUUACGUUCCAAGCUCCCCCAUUGUAAUGAAUAUCGGAGUGAUGCUUCAGGAAAGAAAGAGAAAAAUUACGAGAUGUGUUUUAAUGGUGACUUCGAUGAGGUUACAAGAAUGCUGUCCGACAUGUAUGUUGUUGAAUUGCUUCGGACCCCCAACUUUUUGACAGCUCGACAUUCCAAAUUGGGUGACAUAAAUGUGUCACCGCCAAGCCAAACAUCGGAAAAAGGAUAUGCAAGACCGGAAGAACUUCCGGCACAAUUAUCGACAUUACAUGAGGAUGUCCAAUCAACGCCACUGAAGUAUCAACCCUACGAUUGCGGAUGGGAUGAUUCCAUUUCGAAUGGGUCGGUACCACCUGAAGUGUCUUCGCCAACAGAUCCAUACAACUGCGGAUGGGAGGAUGCCAUUCAAGCUACAUCCCCAGAAGCUGUUAUACAGUCACAGGAAAAAUCAACAGAUACAAUAUCGGAAGAAGAACAUCUGGUCGAAACAUUGCACCCAACCAGUGACGAGAUAGUCGAGCCUACGAUUCAGAUGGAUGAUCCCUACAAUUGCAGAUGGGAUGAUCCGGUAAUCAAAGAGGUGGCGGCCCUGAAUGAGUCCUGGACACAAAAUCCUUACGACUGCAGAUGGGGGGAUAUCGUGGAUGCUACAGCCCUGCAAGCAACAGAAGAAAAGGAUAAAAUAUUGGACAUAUAUAAUGCGGCCGACUCACCUUGCUCCGAAAGAAUCGGACCAGUAUUUCCAACAAAUGAUCCUUAUGAUGCCAGAUGGGAUGAUCCCAUGGACGACUGUAAAGGCGCCCAAACAGCUUCUACGGCAGACUCGUACGAUUGCAUAUGGGACGAUACCACAGCCCCAGAAGAGGACAUUAUGCUUGAAGGUUCCACUGACAAUCCAUACAACUGCGGGUGGGACCUUUCGAUGGAUGCCAGGGCCCAUUCUCCGGAAAUGAUGGAGGGGGAUGCUGCAAACAAUUCUGACCAUGGGCGGGCAGAUGGCAUGGUGCAUUCGGAUCCUGGCAGGGACAGCACAGAUGAUCUUUAUGAUCUCGGAUGGGAAGACCCUAUGGAGGAAGCAAAGAUCAGGCGGCAAUCUAUAGAGCAGAUGAUGAGCAAGGAAAUGGAUGUGAUCGACCUAACCAUGUCCGAGGGAACGGAAGUUAUUGAUCUCACUUUGUCUCCAGCCAACUUGGUUGCAGAGAGGUCCGUGUCUAUACCUGGACCUAACACAUUCGAAGAAGUGGGAGAGUCCAUGCGCCAUGCGAUGCGAUGGCUCAACAGCAUAGGACAUAGUGAUUUCGAUAGAUUUGUUUGCAGCAUCGUCGCGCCCGAAACUAGACUUGUGUCUGACCCACGUCCAGCAACCACAUUCAUGGCCAACAGGCAUUUAUUUGGUGCAUACAUGGAGGCAAGAGAUCGGGUGACAGACCUUGGUGCAGACAUCAUAAACAUACAUUGA
This is a messenger RNA of Suillus discolor, 1728 nucleotides long. RefSeq lists its product as uncharacterized. NCBI's taxonomy places the organism in Eukaryota, Fungi, Basidiomycota, Agaricomycetes, Boletales, Suillaceae. The transcript has 12 exons. The coding region runs from base 1 to 1728 and encodes 575 amino acids. The record is from RefSeq and is a predicted model, not a curated record.